AUCAGAAACAAAAUGAGUCCUUUUCGUUGACCUACUGAGUCUUUAUAAUUAAACCGUGCAUAGAUGAUAUUUGUGGUCAUAUACAAAAGGCUCCUCUUCCUGUCUGUUUGAUUAUGUCUUGUGAUUGUUAAUACAUGUACAUAUACAUAAUCAUGUGCCUACUAAUUCACCCAUGCACGUAUAAAGAAGUAUCAUUUCUUUAUUUAUUUUGAAUUGUCUAUUUUCCUCGAGGUUUAGAUUGAUUUCACAACAACUACUAGCAGCUAUAUGUACUUCUGCAGCUUAAUCUUCAUUCACAGUGUAUAAUUUGUAGUAUGUAAUAUUUAUAAUAUGAAUCUUUUUGGUUAAACAACUGACUCCUUAUUAUUAAACAACAAAUAGAUUAUAGAUGACCUUUGUGUUCGUAUUUGAAAGGGUUCUCUUCUUAUAUGUCUGAUUAUGUCCUGUGACUACUAAUACAUACAUCUAUUAGCAAAUGCUAUACACUACAAACUUUUCGCAUAUGAAUUUCAAUCAAAAUGAAACUAACCAAUCAGGAGUCAGGACCCAUACUUUUGACUUAAUAUUUAGAGAGAAAACACAGCAACACAAGACCAAUCACAUUUAAUUUCAUGGGUGAUAAGCUUAGAGUCUCCAUUUUCGUUUGACUGGUUAUGGAUUUUAAAUGCCUGGUCUUUAUCCUAUCUUGCAAUCAUUAGUGACAAUAAGCAUCAGCACUCUGCCACAUCCAGUUCCCUUCUGCGUGUUCCUUUCUUCUACUCUCUCCAGUCCGGCCAAAGCGAAGCUCCUUCCAUCAUUUUCAGUUUUUUCUGUCAAGUGCUGUUGCUUCUGCUCCCAAACUUAUCCAAAUAUUGCUUGUAACAAGUCGCCCAUGAACUUGUUGAGCAGAAUCGUUGGGUUGGGUAGCCCAAGGGCUGCACAAAACAUGAAUUCAACCACUGCUCAGGGACCAGAUGAUGAGAUACCAGCACCAGGUCAACAGUUUGCCCAGUUUGGUGCUGGCUGCUUUUGGAGUGUUGAGCUGGCCUUCCAGAGGGCAGCAGGGGUGACCAAGACAGAAGUUGGUUAUAGCCAGGGGCAGUUGCCUAAUCCAAGCUAUGAGGAUGUGUGUAUGGGAACCACACACCACUCGGAGGUUGUCCGGGUCGAGUAUGAUCCCAAUGAAUGUAGCUAUGAGAGUUUGCUUGAUGUGUUCUGGGCUAGACAUGAUCCUACCACACUGAAUCGGCAGGGUAAUGAUGUAGGAACACAAUACAGGUCUGGAAUAUACUAUUACACACCUGAACAAGAGAAGGCAGCCAUAGAGUCUCUGGAACAACAACAGAAGAAGCUGAACAGGAAGAUUGUUACUGAGAUCCUUCCUGCCAAGAAGUUCUACAGGGCAGAAGAAUACCAUCAACAGUACCUUGAGAAAGGAGGGAGAUUUGGUUCCAAGCAAUCUGCUUCUAAGGGAUGCAAUGAUCCAAUUCGAUGCUAUGGUUAGAUUAAUAUGUCUAGAUGUUGAAAGCAGGGAGUUUUCUUGAUAAGUAUUUGUUAAUAUAUCAAUAAAGUAAUUCAAAACCUACCUACUCUCUGUAUUGUAUUUAUAGGGUGAAGAUCACUAUAGAAUUAGAAUCAAUUUUAGAGUUAUAUAGUAUUUUAUAUGUAUAGUUCUCUAAUAAGCUGGUUUUAUAAUAACUUUAAUUAGUGGCA
Messenger RNA from Glycine soja, 1692 nucleotides. Its product is annotated as peptide methionine sulfoxide reductase-like. The record is from RefSeq and is a predicted model, not a curated record. NCBI's taxonomy places the organism in Eukaryota, Viridiplantae, Streptophyta, Magnoliopsida, Fabales, Fabaceae. Gene Ontology annotation, biological process: cellular response to oxidative stress. Gene Ontology annotation, cellular component: cytoplasm. Gene Ontology annotation, molecular function: peptide-methionine (S)-S-oxide reductase activity. Bases 665 to 1483 code for a protein of 272 amino acids. The transcript is spliced from 4 exons.